CCCGCCCCGGGCCGCGGCUCUUGAUUGUCCAAACGCAAUUCUCGAGUCUCUGGCUCCGGCCGAGAGUUGAGUCUGGACGUCCCGAGCCGCCGCCCCCAAACCUCGAGGGGAGAGCGGGUCGGAGGGUCUAGGGAGAGCCAAAACGCAGGGUGGAGGAAGUCCCCAGGGUGGUAAGGGGAAUCCCGGUCACUUCGGGACUUAGUUGAGUUCACAGGACUGUAGGACUGAAGCGGCAAGGGAUCCUUGGCAGCUUUUUUCUCCGGAAUCCCGGGCUGGGCUUACGGAGAAGUUCUGUGUGGGGAUGGGGAGUCGUUCCCCAGAGCCGCUAGGAGACGCGGAGUGGGGGAGGUGGCCCUUUUGCAAUAUCCCCGACCCUUCCCGGGGUCCGAGCAAUCCCAGGCCCCGCCCCCCGGAGCGGAGGCCCCGGGUGGGGGCCACGGGAAGGGAACUGGCUAACGUUGGCUGCGCGACGGUGCUGGGAGGGGGGCGGAGCCCACGGUCCCCACGUGGCGCGAGACUCCAGGGAAGCCGGCUCCUGGCGAGGAGCGGGCGCGUCCGGAGGGCGGGGGAACCUGGCCGUCCACGUCGCGUCCCACCCGCGCCGCGAGUGGCAGGUGACGUCUCCCCUGGCGGGGGAGGAGAGGAGUGAAGGGGCAGGCGGAAGUGACGUAGGGCCCCAGCGCCGGGGCCAUGGCGGCAGCCGCGGCGGGAGCUGCUGUCUGAGCAGCGACUGCAGAUCGAGCGAACUCGGCCCGGGAGCCCGGGCCCAGCGUGCGGCGCUGCGGCGGUGCAGCGCAGACGGCGGGAGCCGGCCCACUUCUCCGCAUUGGAGCCCUGGCUGGGGUCUGUGCCCGGUCACCAUGACGACGCCGGCGAAUGCCCAGAAUGCCAGCAAAACGUGGGAACUGAGUCUCUAUGAGCUCCACCGGACCCCACAGGAAGCCAUCAUGGAUGGCACAGAGAUUGCAGUUUCCCCUCGGUCGCUGCAUUCAGAACUCAUGUGCCCCAUCUGCUUGGACAUGCUGAAGAAUACGAUGACCACCAAGGAGUGCCUCCACCGAUUCUGCUCCGACUGCAUUGUCACAGCCCUGCGGAGCGGGAACAAGGAGUGCCCUACCUGCCGCAAGAAGCUGGUAUCAAAGCGAUCUUUGCGACCAGACCCUAAUUUUGAUGCCCUGAUCUCGAAGAUCUAUCCUAGCCGGGAGGAAUAUGAGGCUCACCAAGACCGGGUUCUCAUCCGCCUCAGCCGCCUGCACAACCAGCAGGCACUGAGCUCCAGCAUUGAGGAAGGGCUGCGCAUGCAGGCCAUGCACAGGGCCCAGCGUGUGAGGCGGCCGAUGCCUGGGUCAGAUCAGACCACCACGAUGAGUGGGGGGGAAGGAGAACCAGGGGAGGGAGAAGGGGAUGGAGAGGAUGUGAGCUCAGACUCCGCCCCUGACUCUGCCCCAGGCCCUGCUCCCAAGCGACCCCGUGGAGCAGGGGCAGGGGGGAGCAGUGUAGGGACGGGGGGAGGAGGCACUGGUGGGGUGGGCGGGGGUGCUGGUUCUGAAGACUCUGGUGACCGGGGAGGGACCCUGGGAGGGGGUACUCUGGGUCCUCCAAGCCCUCCUGGGGCCCCUAGUCCCCCAGAGCCAGGUGGAGAGAUUGAGCUUGUGUUCCGGCCCCACCCACUGCUCGUGGAGAAGGGAGAAUACUGCCAGACUAGAUAUGUGAAGACAACUGGGAAUGCCACAGUGGACCAUCUCUCCAAGUAUUUGGCCCUGCGCAUUGCCCUGGAGCGGAGGCAGCAGCAAGAGGCAGGGGAGCCAGGAGGGCCUGGAGGGGGCGCCUCUGAUGCUGGGGGACCUGAUGGGGGUGGUGGGGAGGGCGCGGGUGCCGGAGGAGGUGACAGCCCUGAAGAGCCUGCCUUGCCCAGUCUGGAGGGUGUCAGUGAAAAGCAAUACACCAUCUACAUCGCUCCCGGGGGCGGAGCUUUCACGACACUGAAUGGCUCGCUGACCCUGGAGCUGGUGAAUGAGAAGUUCUGGAAGGUGUCCCGGCCAUUGGAGCUCUGCUAUGCCCCCACCAAGGACCCAAAGUGACCCCACAAGGGGACAGCCAGAGGAUGGGGACCAUGGAGUUCCCCUGUGUUCUGGACCACCACCCCAGCCAGCUUCUUUGUCCCCCAGUGCCCCACAACCCAGUCAGCCAGCAAGAGGACACAAAUGAGGACAUGUGUCUUUUAUACAAAGUAUCUAUAUCAGAUUCUUCUAUAUUGUACAGAGUGAGACAUACGCCCCCAUCUACUGCCUUUUCUAUUGCCCGUAACCUCCCAUCUACACAAGAUGUUGGAUAACGUGAAGAAACCUCCUUUCAUGCUCUCAUACCAACAACAAAUUUGCUUUUUUUCUUCUUUGAAACCUGUAGUUUGUGUCUUUAUCAGGGGUGUACUAGAAGUAAAAAAAAAAAAAGAUUGAGAAGAAAGCCUAGAAAUCAUAGAACCAGCCUUGGAAAUGGGGAGGAAA
Molecule: messenger RNA, 2504 nt
Organism: Pteropus alecto (black flying fox)
Lineage: Eukaryota; Metazoa; Chordata; Mammalia; Chiroptera; Pteropodidae
Gene: RING1
Product: ring finger protein 1
Exons: 7
Coding region: 861-2081 (406 amino acids)
Biological process (GO): negative regulation of DNA-templated transcription
Cellular component (GO): PcG protein complex; ubiquitin ligase complex
Molecular function (GO): ubiquitin protein ligase activity; chromatin binding
Source: RefSeq, a predicted model, not a curated record